AUGUUAUUCAUACCCAAGAAGAAAGACGGAAGUAUCGAGCUACGCACCGUGUUAGACAAGCGCAAACAAAACGCGAAUACGGUGAAAAUGGCAUCACCAUUGCCGUUACCCAAAGAUAUCCUCGCCAAAGACGCUUACGAGCAAAUUCGGGUGGUACCCAAAGACGUGCAUAAGACGUUGUUCCACACGCCUAUGGGGACUAUGGUUAGUCACGUAAUGCAGCAGGGGGACUGUAACGCGGGCGCAACAUACCAAGCGCUGAUGAACCACAUUUUCGCGCCGUAUAUAGGAGUAUUUAUGUUCGUGUACCUAGACGACAUAGUGAUAUUCUCAGAUACGAUAGAAGAACACGUUAAACAUAUUUGUACCAUAUUGGGGGUGCUCAAGCGCAAGAGACUCUUCCUGAGUCCGAGUAAGAUGCAGUUCUUUGCGGAAGAAUUGCGUAUACUGGGGCAUAUAGUCGACGAGAAGGGGAUCAGAAUGGACCCGCAUAAAGUUGACUCGGUGUCCAAGUGGAAGACGCCUGAAUCAAAAGAACAAUUAGCUAGCUUUCUAGGUGCGGUUGGAUACCUAGCACCGAACUGUCCAGGUAUUUGCAUACCGAUGGCGCCGUUGGCUAAGAGAGCGAGUGGCAACACACCAUUCAGAUGGGGAGGCACCAAGGAACGUGCCUUCCGUGACACGAUUAAACUGGUGGAAGAAUUCCGUGAUAGACAUCGCGUGGCGCUCAAAUACGGCAAGAACGAGUCACCCAUAUACCUAAUUACAGACGCUAGCUUGACAGGGGCGAGUGGACUAGUAAGCCAAGGCAAAGAGUGGCAAACGGCGCAAGUAGCCGCGUUCUGGUCCGCCAAGUUCACCACGGCUCAACAGAACUACUCAGUCACGGACCGGGAAGCGUUAGCUGUGGUGUGUUCAUUGGAUAAAUUCGGACCGUUACUACAUGGGGUAGAGUUUACAAUACUCAGCGAUCACAAGGCACUGGAGUACCUACAGACUCAGAAGGAUCUUAACCCGCAACAAAUACGAAUGUCAGAGAAACUGAGUCAGUUCAAUUGCACAAUUAAAUACAUUGAGGGAUCAAAAAACGUCCUUGCGGACGCCCUAUCGCAAAUGUAUAGUGAGGAUAGGAAAGGCACAGAGCGUGCGGAGAGCAAGUUUGUACCAGACUACGAGGAGGGAGACAACAUACGGGACGCACGCGCGCGUAACCAAUCAGUGACCCGACCAGUAGUAACUGGAAUGGCGGCCAAGGUGGCAAGUGAGAGCCAGACCACGUCGGCAGGCGUCCAACAGAACCCGGAGCGCAAAAGAGUGGCCCCGGUUCGCUACGACCCGGAAAUACCGGGAAGAGCGGGGCAAAGGAUCAGGGCACCACGUAACCAAGGAAAUGAGCGCGUGAAAGAAAAUUGGAACCCCAACAUACGUGAUGAAUUUGUUGGGGAACAAAUUGCGGAAGAGGACUCAAGAGAAACUGAGCCCAACAAAAGAGAAGAGACCUCACCAACAAGCGCUGAGCUGGAGGGCGGGAGUCGGGCGGACAACGAACAAGACAAGUGGGACCCGUUAGACCGCUCAGAUCACCGACAGAUCAUGACGCUGGUGAAAGAGUUAGACGUGAAUGAGGCGAUAGCGAACGGCUACCAGAGUGACAAGGAUUACGCAAGAAUAGUGAAUGAACCAUCGCGUUUCGCUCAAUUCAAGCUACGCGACAAUUUACUAUAUUUCACAGAACACGGUAGGACGCACUACUCCCCCCACGCCGUUUUCACCAUUCCCUCUACCCGCUCUGGAGUCCCACACCCAUACUCCCGUCCCUCUAGCCGAUCCUCCCGUCGUUCCAUUCCAUCCCAUUCCCAACCACCCUCUUGCAGCGCAUCUCCCACUCCGCGAGACUUGCCAAGGAUGGAACCGGAACCGUCCCUUACCGCUCUCCUCGAGGCUGUCACAGCCCUCACAGCCACUGUCGGGUCCCUGCAGGCCCAAAUCCAAUCUCAAGGCCAGCAGCUCAUUGAGCUUAAAGCCAUAUGCAAGGAGACCGCCGACUUACUUGGCGACAAGGAUCAAGGAGGACCCCAAGUCCAAGCCCAGCCUGGCCCAUCGACUGGGCCUGUCACUCCCCCUACACAUACAGGGGGAGAAGCGCACACUCCAGGAACGGUUAGGCCUGGACUCAAGGCCCCCUUCCGCCCAUCAAGAGGAACGGGCUUUGACUCAGAAGAAGAGGAAGAACCCAGGCGGGCCCCUAAGAGAGAGCCUGGCGACACGCCUAAGCGGAGCCUCAGCUCCCUUACCCCCUUCGACUCAGGGUCUAGCGUGAAGCAACCCAAGAUGGAGCUCCCCGAUCCAUACAAAGGGGACUCCAGGGGAAGAAAGGCAACCCAGUGGCUGGAUUGCAUGCUGCUGUGGGUCGCACUUCAUUGA
Rhizoctonia solani is the source of this 2424-nucleotide messenger RNA. Its product is annotated as Retrovirus-related Pol polyprotein from transposon. The transcript has 3 exons. The coding region runs from base 1 to 2424 and encodes 807 amino acids. The record is from RefSeq and is a predicted model, not a curated record. Lineage: Eukaryota; Fungi; Basidiomycota; Agaricomycetes; Cantharellales; Ceratobasidiaceae.